Molecule: messenger RNA, 1070 nt
Organism: Rhipicephalus microplus (southern cattle tick)
Lineage: Eukaryota; Metazoa; Arthropoda; Arachnida; Ixodida; Ixodidae
Biological process (GO): intracellular signal transduction; protein phosphorylation; mitotic cell cycle
Cellular component (GO): nucleus; cytoplasm
Molecular function (GO): ATP binding; histone H3T3 kinase activity
Source: RefSeq, a predicted model, not a curated record
AUGAUUGUGCUGGAUCUGGACGAUUGUCUGAAGUGCCGCAAGCUUGGCGAAGGGUGCACAGCCGAUGUGUACCUCCUCCAGAGACCGAGUGGUGAGGAGAGUGCCGUCAAGGUGAUCCCUGUGGGCAGGGAACGAAACAUGUACGGCGAGCUACCCAUGCCGCUGGCCAGCAUCAUUGCCGAAGGUGUCAUAACAAGAGAGCUAAGCAACCUGCGCCUUGGUCAGAUGAACCAGACGUCAACUUUCAUCAAGCUUAAGGGGAUAUACUUUGUUCAAGGGACUUACCAUCCCGUCUUGGCUCAAAGCUGGACAGAGUAUAAUUUGCAGUGGUUCUCAGAAAACUCUGACCCCUCAAACUUUGAGGAAACGCAGUUUUACGUGCUUCUCGAGUUCGAGAACGGCGGCAAAACACUGGAGCGUUUCAAGGGCACCAUAGAGCAGCUGGAAAGCAUAUUCUUGCAGGUGGCCUGCUCACUGGCUGUGGCCGAGCUGGAGCUCGAGUUCGAGCACCGCGAUCUUCACUGUGACAAUGUUCUGGUGAAACGCACAGAGCAGGACUGCGUCGAAUUCAUGCUGAAUGGUCGAAAAAUGCUGGUGCGCACUGCCGGCGUCAAGGCUUCCAUCAUUGACUACACAUUGUCACGCAUGCGCAAAGGCAGGAAUGUGGUGUACACAGACGUGUCGGAUGACACGGCACUUUUCAAGGGCAUCGGGAGUUCCCAGUAUGACGUCUAUCGCAUCAUGAAGGACGAAAACGGGUGCGACAGCUGGCUUUGUGGAGCAGUUUCAACGGCUCUUGAACAACUCUGCUGUCGCGACAAGCUGCAAGUUGUUCUGAAAAAUCUGGACUGCUGGAUAACUUGGCACAAAAACUUCUGAAGCGUGUGCCUGCAGUCCGUCGUGCUGUGUGCUGGGGAACGGCGUCGCGGUUGAAAGAAAAAUGCACAGAUUCCUGGAACAAGCAUCUGGCCAGCCCCUCAAUUGCUUUGCUUAAUUAUAGUUAUUAUAAAGCGUGCAAGUUUUGGGACAAAGUGUGGAGUCAUUGGUUUAUUAAAAGUUACAAGUAUGCA